AUGCAGGCUCAAGCACAUGCUGCAGAUACCGCUAAUUAUUUUGCCGCUCGAGCGAAUAAGGAUCAGACAGGAAAAAGACCAAGUCGCCCGUCACGUCGUGGGCAUACCCCAAAAGUCAUCACAGGCCGCCCAAAGACCCUCUGCCUUCCUCACUUGGGCAAAAUUGAUGAUAUCACGUCGGCCCUGCUCAUCAGACGCGAAUCGCCAUGGGAUACCUAUCGCCCCGUGCUUACCUAUAAUGGUGCAGGGCAUGUUACCAUCGCCACUCGCCGCUCUCGUCCUUCUCGUGUGCUUGAACACAAGAACGUGCUCUCCUUGUUGGAAUGUUACCUCGAUGGUGAUUCCGCCUUUGUUCUGGUUGACGAUCUGGCGUUAACUCUCGGCCAUAUCGUUGCUUGCCCAAACUUACGCCCAGCUGAGUUUGAGCUCGGGUGUCUGAUGGCACAGGUUCUCGCUGGUGCAUCGUAUCUGAGUGCAUUUGGGCUGACGCAACCAUUCUUGAAAUGCCAUGACAUACUGUUUGGCCUGGACGGAGUGGUGAAGAUUGCACGUUUGGAAGAGUGUGUGGAUUGCACCACGAGCCAGGCCGAGACGACUUAUAUCGCCGCGGUACCAUCCAUCGUGAUGGAGCUUAUGAUUCCCACUGCCCAGAAUGGGAUUGCAAGCGACACAUCCAGUGGCUCACCCAGCGAGGCCAACAUUGUUCAAUUUCUCAAUGCCACGAGGGGAGAGUCAUCCCUGACCGUCUUGAGACAGCAACCACUUGUCUCCGAGAGGUACCAGACAGAAAUGACCGAAGUCCACAAACGUACUGGUUUUGCGAUCUUGUCAUUCCGGGAAUAUUGA
Penicillium subrubescens is the source of this 846-nucleotide messenger RNA. RefSeq lists its product as uncharacterized. The transcript has 6 exons. NCBI's taxonomy places the organism in Eukaryota, Fungi, Ascomycota, Eurotiomycetes, Eurotiales, Aspergillaceae. Bases 1 to 846 code for a protein of 281 amino acids. The record is from RefSeq and is a predicted model, not a curated record.